Molecule: messenger RNA, 552 nt
Organism: Aspergillus melleus
Lineage: Eukaryota; Fungi; Ascomycota; Eurotiomycetes; Eurotiales; Aspergillaceae
Gene: POM33
Exons: 1
Coding region: 1-552 (183 amino acids)
Biological process (GO): membrane organization; endoplasmic reticulum tubular network organization
Cellular component (GO): endoplasmic reticulum; membrane
Source: RefSeq, a predicted model, not a curated record
AUGGCCUUGGUUUGGCUGUAUUCGCGUCAAAUCUCGCUCGCUCUGCUUCCUUUCACCGUUUACUCGGUCUUCCACGUCGCGACCUACUCGCGUGCCCACCUGAUCCCCACCUUGCAGCCUCCUCAGGGUGGCGCCCCUGCCUCGCCCACUUCUCCUAGCGCCCCCAAGCCUGCCCCCAAGCAGUCUCCUCUGGCCGAGACCAUCGGACGAUUUGUCAAGCAGUACUACGAUACCAGCAUGGACCUUGUCGCCGGGCUUGAAAUUAUGCUUUUGCUGCGCCUGGUCGUCUCGAUCCUGACUUUCUCCAAGGGAAGCUUCGUUCUCUUGUUCAUCUACCUCGCCUUCUUCCGCGCCAGAUACAGCCAGAGCACGUUCGUUCAGCAGGGCGUUCGCCACUUCACCGCCCGUGUUGAUGCUUCCGUCUCCCACCAGAGCACCCCCCCUGCUGUGCGCCAGGGCUGGGAGAGCUUCAAGGGCAUCGUGCGCCAGGCUUACGAAUCCACUGACCUGGGCCGCCUGAUCGGCAAGGCGGAUGCCAAGAAGCCGCAAUAA